Molecule: messenger RNA, 3073 nt
Organism: Leptinotarsa decemlineata (Colorado potato beetle)
Lineage: Eukaryota; Metazoa; Arthropoda; Insecta; Coleoptera; Chrysomelidae
Product: toll-like receptor 6
Source: RefSeq, a predicted model, not a curated record
UGUUUAGAAUCUUACCUUUGUGGUGGGUCGCAGGUGUCCAGGUCACAUCACAUUACAUUUGAGAAAAUGCAUGAUCUGUAAUUGUAUGUCAUUGUCAAUUUAUUGAUUCAAGUGCUUCAGUAUAGCCUUUUCGAAAGAAAAACGAAAAUGUGGUGCUGUAGAUAUGGAAUGAUACUGGUAUUGGUAGUAACGAAUACUAGCUGUCGGAAUAUAUCAAGCUGUCCAGAAAUUUGUCAGUGCAAUGAAUAUGUCACCAAUUGUCAGAACAAUGACUUGUCUCAACUUCCACAAAAAAUAGAUACAAAUGUUAGGAGUUUGGAUUUAUCUAUCAACAACUUUCGGAACAUUUCCGAAAAUCUGAAGCUCUUCCGAAACUUGAAAUAUCUCAACUUGUCCCACAACAAAAUCGACACUCUUCGUUCAUCGGAUUUCGAAGACAUGGAUCAACUGGAGCGUUUGGAUUUGACUUUCAACCUCUUCCACGACUGGAAAGAUAUUCAUUCACAAGUUUUCACAAAUUUAGUCAGUCUUGUAUUUCUGGAUAUGUCGAAUAAUGAACUAGGGAGUAUUCCACAGUUUUCCAAUCACUUUGUUGUCAAUUCCCUCCAGAUACUAGAGCUCAACAACUGUUCGAUAGAGUCUGUGCCAGCAUUAGCUUUCAAUAAUAUGAGUAGUUUGAAAGAACUACACCUAUCUUCCAAUCCUAUACGAGAAAUCAAUGGAACUUUCUCCUCUUCCAGUAUAAGAUUUAUUGACUUGAGUAAUUCCCAUUUGGGAAGAAUUAGAGCAGAUAUCUUCGAACGGGUUACUCUUCUAGAAACCCUUUUAUUGAAGAAUAAUAUCAAACUGAGGAAAAUUACCAUAAAUUCUGAUAGUUUGCAGUAUAUAGACCUGACAGAUAGUAGUUUGGAAAAUAUUCCACACAGUAAUAUGAACACCAUAACUACAUUGAAUUUAUUCGGGAAUUUCUUAAGAACACUCGAAAACAAUGCGUUCUCGAACUACUCCAGUUUGAUAUACUUGAACCUCUCUUCCAACGCGAUAACAGAUAUCGAAGAAAAUUGUUUCAGAGGUCUCGAUAAUCUGAAAGUUGUAGAUUUAUCUCUCAACAAAAUAUCUCUUUUGAGUGAAAAGACAUUUUUACCAACGAUAUCCCUCGUAAAACUGGAUAUAUCGCAUAACUAUAUAAGUACAAUAGACACUAUUACCAGUACAUCAUUAAAUAACCUGGAUGCCAGCUAUUGUGAGAUCUAUAGCGUUGUCAAGUACAGUCUUUCCAACCUCCCAAAACUGAUGCAUCUUUCAUUGAGGCGAAACUUCAUGACCUCCCUUCCCGAUGGGUGGGUUGGCGAUCGCUUAGUUGAUAUCAACCUAAGCGAUUGCAAAAUAAAGAAUAUCAAUAACAAGACAUUCUCACAAAUGCUGCACCUCAAGACCCUGGAUCUCACCAGCAACCAGUUGAUUUCGAUAAACCCAAGUUACUUCCCAAAAUCGCUCAGAACUAUAAGAAUAGAAAACAAUCAAUGGAGAUGUGACUGCAAAGAACUCAAACAAGCAUUCGAGUGGUUUCUGGAAUCUGGAGACAAUGGAAAUGGACUGAUUUGUGACACUCCUGAGAAUGUGGAAGGAGAAACUUGGUAUUCAGCAUGUCAAAAAGAGUGGCACCCACCAAAAAAAAACGAUUUGUAUUGGUACUCACUGGUACUGAUAACAUCGAUGGCGUUGCUUCUUGUAAGUGUCACCAUCAUGAGAAAAGUGAAUCAAAUAAAAGAGAAGCGAUCAAGAGAAGAAGAUGAGAGGAGAAGAACGCAGGAGAGGGAGGCCAGAGAAGCGUUAGAGAGAAUGCAACGACGGCACAGAGAAUAUCGGGAGGAGGCAAUGAGAAAUGCGCCCGAUCCUAGGGAAAGUCAGGGACCUCCUUCUUACAACGAUGCUUUACUCCUCCCAAGGAUUGAUGCAUCACAUCCUAGCCUAGCGGGCAGUCAGCACAGCUUGGCUUCCAGAGGCAGUCACCAUGGUAGUAAUCCAGAAGUCAAUAAGAAGGGAAAAGUAAGACGAAAACGAAGAAGAAGGAGGUCGGAGAGCUUGUCUAGGGUUAACACAGAAGACACUGACACCUCUGGAGCCGAGAGGCCCCAACGGCCGAUGGAAAGUGAUUUUUAAUCAAAGUCAUAGACAUUAGUAAAAAAUAUCUCUUACCGGGAACUGUAACUAGACUGAUAUAAUUCAGCAUUAUAAGACCCCAACAUAAUUGUGAUUGACAUUAAUGAAGUGAAUUGGUAAAUUUGCAAUAGUAAACAUGUCCCUACAUUUAUUUUUGUAUCAAGGCAAACCUAUUAUAUCAGUUGACUUCGUCUAACUCGAAGGGGACAGGCUUGCAUCUAAAAAAUAAAACGUUUUAGAUGUUGGUGAAUAAUAUUGAGAGAUCUUGACCCUGAAGAUCAUGGAUUAGGUUGUAUAUUUAUAGAAUUUCUGAUAUGACUUAAUUUAUUGAAUUGAAGUAAAUAAUCUUUACGCAUCUUAAUUUACCUUCUAUAUUUAGCAAAGUCUUGUAAAUCAUUCGUUUUUUGUUGAAAUAUUGUUCACAGAGAUGUACAAUAUAUGAGAUAUUCCUAGAUUCAACCCUAAACGACAUGACAUUUAUUAACAAAUUUAUUAUAUGAAGAGGAGCUUUUCAAAACUCCCUCAAUGAAUAGUUCAUCUAGAAUGAUCGUUCAAACUAUAUUUUGAUUAUAAUACUAAGAAAACAUGGAGAGUUCGGAAUUUGAUUCAAUUCAUUAGGAAAAAAUAUGCAUUUUCUUGUAAAAAUGUACUAGUGCCAUUUUUAUGUUAACUAUUCUGUCAUUUGAACUCCUGGUGGAUUUUUUAUUCUAUUUCCCCAAAUUAUCUUCCGCUGAAGAUUAUUUCUGAUAUGGAAAUAUUUUGGGAGGAAUUUGUUUUAAUGGGGUUUUCGAAUGAGUACAAGAAUUGCCAAAUGUACAGUUUGGAAUCAGAAAUAUAAUUUCUAUAUCGUUAUCGACAAUAUUUUAUUGGUGUUCGAAUAUGUAUUUUUUGUAAUAUAUUAGCCUAUGGA